This is a messenger RNA of Hepatospora eriocheir, 732 nucleotides long. NCBI's taxonomy places the organism in Eukaryota, Fungi, Microsporidia, Hepatosporidae. The record is from the annotation of a GenBank genome assembly.
AUGGAAGAAGAGAAUAAAAAAGAAUUGUAUAUUUGUAAUUUUGAAAGAGAAAAGGAAAUAGGAGCUUAUUUAAUGUUAACAAACACUUAUGCAAUUGUAGGAAGAAGUUCAAACGAUAAUUUUAUUAAUACACUGAGAGAAGUUUUAGAUAUUCCAAUUAUUGAAACAACUAUUGGUGGAAUUAAUACGGUUGGUUUAUUAUGUGCAGGAAAUAGACAUGGUUGUGUAGUAAGUGAUUUAUGUACAGAUCAAGAAUUAAUGCAUAUAAGAAAUUCACUACCAAAUGAAGUUGCAUUAAGAAAAGUUUCAGAUAAAAUUAACACACUUGGAAAUAACAUUCUAUGUAAUGAUCAUAAUGCAUUAAUUAAUCCAUUCUUUGAGAAUAUCAAGACAGUAGAAGAGACACUUAAAGUUAAAUGUUAUGCUAUGCCACUAGGUAAAUUUGAUAAUGUUGGAUCAUACGGUUCAAUGAAUUCAACAGGAUUGUUAUUACAUACAGAGAUUAGUAAAAGUGAACUUGAAGAGUUAUCUGAACUUCUUAGUAUGAAUGUAAGACCAACAACAGUCAAUAAGGGAAGUAAUUUUAUAGGUUCAGGUAUGGCCACAAAUGAUUAUGUAUGUUUCAUUUCUGAUAAAUCUACUAAAGUAGAAAUAACACUAGUCAAAUCAAUAUUAAACUUAAAAUCAACUAAUAUUGAUAAGAGAGUGAUUAUUGAAGAAAAGUUAAAUUAA